Zea mays is the source of this 1391-nucleotide messenger RNA. RefSeq lists its product as uncharacterized. Bases 77 to 1213 code for a protein of 378 amino acids. The transcript has 2 exons. Gene Ontology annotation, molecular function: DNA-binding transcription factor activity. Gene Ontology annotation, biological process: brassinosteroid mediated signaling pathway; DNA-templated transcription. The record is from RefSeq and is marked provisional. Lineage: Eukaryota; Viridiplantae; Streptophyta; Magnoliopsida; Poales; Poaceae.
CCAGAGUCCAGAGCAGCAGCUCCUUCAUGACGAGCUUUCUCCAGCUCUGAGCGCGCGGAGGGAUCGGAGAGGCGCGAUGAACGGGGGAGAAGGAGAAGGAGGAGGAGCGGGAAGCGGGGCGGCAGCCGGCGGGGCCGGGGCCGGGACACCGCGGGUGCCGACGUGGAGGGAGCGCGAGAACAACCGGCGGCGGGAGCGCCGGCGCCGCGCGAUCGCGUCCAAGAUCUUCACCGGCCUGCGCGCCCACGGCAACUACGCUCUCCGCAGGCACUGCGACAACAACGACGUGCUCAAGGCGCUGUGCGAGGAGGCCGGCUGGACCGUGGAGCCCGACGGCACCACCUACCGCAAGGGAUGCAAGCCUCCGGGCAGCAGAGAUCCAUAUACGGCUGCCUUUAUCCCCGGCGGCAUGGUGUCCUGCCCGGUGAGUCCGCGAGCUUACAACGGCCUCAGCUACCCGUCGUCGCCCUCCCACGUCGGCGGCAGAGGCAGCAGCUUCUUCUACGGCGGUGCGGGCAGCAGCCGCGGCGUUGUCAUUGGCGGAGGCGUAGGCGGACUCCCGUGGCUCAACAACCUGUCCCGCUACUCCGACGACGCCUCGUACGCCGACGACUACUCCUUCAGCGCGCCGGUCACGCCGCAGAACGGCUCCCCGCCGCGGCGCAAGAUGGCGCGCUGGGCGUCGGGCAACGCCGCCGCCGGCUCCAACGUGCAGUCGCCGUGGGCCGCCAGCCCUGGCCCCAGCCGCUACGCCUCCCUGCCAGUAACCAUGCCGCAUACCCCUGUCCACGGCGAGGCCGUGGCGGCCGACCCGGUGAGCCUGCUCACGGGGCUGCAGAUAUCCGCCGCCGCGGCCAACAAGCCACCGGCGUACAGCAUGUUCGACUUCGACGCCGGGAGCUACUCGUCGAGGCCUGGGCAGAGCAGCGACGGGGCGGCAUGGGCGGCGGCAUCGUCUCGUGGCGCCGCCGGCGACGGUGACGCACAGGUGGCCCCGCACGGGUUCUCCUUCGGCUGGAGCGGCGGGCCGGCGUUCAGCGCGUGGGAGGGGGAGAAGGCGAGCGUGGCGUUCAACGCGUGGGAGGGGGAGAAGGCGAGCGGGGCGUUCAGCGCGUGGGAGGGGGAGAAGGUGAGCGACGAGUACGUCGACGAGGGCGACCUGGAGCUCACCCUGGGGAACUCGAGGGCCGGCGCCGGCGCUGACCGCGCUUGAGCUCACUGCUCACCGAGACCGAUCCAGCUACUGCUGCAAUGCAGCAAGACGAUGAGUGCAUGAGAUGAUGGAUUGAUGGGAAGGGAAGAUGUCUUCAUUAGCCUUAUAGGGACUAGGGAGUGGCCGUAGUUACUGCUGCCGUUGAACCAUAACCUAAUGUCAUCGUGAUUCCUGAGUU